CCCUCCCAGCCAGUCCCGAGGAGGCGGGGCCGGCGCACGGCCUCCCGGGGUUCCUCUGCGAACGGGGCCUGGAGGUCAUCGCUGUCGCCUUAGCUGUGGCCGGGGAGAACCCAGACAGGCGCUACUGACUGACUGACGGACCGACGGCCAUGGCUGUGUCCCUGCUGGUCCGGGGCUGCGGCCCGGUCAGCCGAGCUCUCUGUUCCCAGGGCUGGAGGCAGCUGCACACCAUCUACCAGUCUGUAGAGCUGCCUGAGACACACCAAAUGCUUCGCCAAACAUGCCGGGACUUUGCCGAGAAGGAGCUGGCCCCCGUUGCUGGACAGCUGGACAAGGAACACUGUUUCCCUGGUGCUCAGGUGCAGAAGCUGGGGAAGCUGGGGCUCCUGGCUAUGGAUGUGCCUGAGGAACUCAACGGUGCUGGGCUUGACUACCUGGCCUAUGCCAUCGCUCUGGAGGAGAUCAGCCGGGGUUGUGCGUCCACCGGAGUCAUCAUGAGUGUCAACAAUUCUCUCUAUUUAGGGCCCAUCCUGAAGUUCGGAUCCAGGGACCAGAAGCAGCAGUGGAUCUCACCCUUUACCAGCGGUGACAAAAUUGGCUGCUUUGCUCUCAGUGAACCAGGGAAUGGCAGUGAUGCUGGGGCCGCUUCCACCACCGCGAGAUUGGAGGGGGAUUCAUGGGUACUGAACGGCACCAAAGCCUGGAUCACCAAUGCCUGGGAAGCCUCAGCUGCUGUGGUCUUUGCCACCAGUGACAAGCCCUUGAAACACAAGGGCAUCACGGCCUUCCUGGUUCCCAUGCCGACACCCGGGCUGUCCCUGGGGAAGAAGGAAGACAAGCUGGGUAUCCGAGCCUCCUCCACGGCCAACCUCAUCUUUGAGGACUGUCGCAUUCCCAAGGACAACAUGCUGGGGGAGAUGGGCAUGGGUUUCAAGAUUGCCAUGCAAACCCUGGACAUGGGCCGGAUCGGCAUCGCUGCCCAGGCCCUGGGCAUUGCCCAAGCUUCCUUGGACUGCGCCGUGGACUACGCUGAGAAGCGUGUGGCCUUUGGCUCCCCUCUCACCAAGCUGCAGAACAUCCAGUUCAAGUUGGCAGACAUGGCCCUGGCCCUGGAGAGUGCCCGGCUGCUGACCUGGCGGGCUGCCAUGCUCAAGGAUAACCGGAAGCCCUUCACCAAGGAGUCUGCGAUGGCUAAACUGGCAGCAUCGGAGGCCGCCACGAGGAUCUCCCACCAGGCCAUUCAGAUCCUGGGCGGGAUGGGCUAUGUGACCGAGAUGCCAGCCGAGCGCCAUUACCGGGACGCCCGGAUCACUGAGAUCUAUGAGGGCACCAGUGAGAUCCAGCGGCUGGUGAUUGCUGGACACCUGCUGAAGAGCUACCAAAGCUGAGCGGCUGGGGAGGGCGUGGCUGCGGGUGGCCCUGCCCAGCCUCACCAGGCCAUGGGUGGGUGGGCUCUCUCACUAAAAAGGGCUUUGUCUGUGUGUUGCUGCUUCCUCCAGAACAGGGCUGCCCCGGCAGGUCCUGGUGCCAGCUCUGGGCUGGCCCUUUGGGGUAGAAAGGGGGCUUUUGUGAGCUUAGACCUUGUGGACAUUACCCACUGCCUUGGGCUCCUCAUCCCAAAUUUGCCUGGCUGCUGUGAUCAGCCUCCACAGAUAGCAAACCUCAGGGAAGAACGUGGCUGCUCCCGGCAGCCCAUGGUGCUUCAGUUUCCUCAUCUGUAAGACAUCUGGCAUCCAGCUCAUCCUUUUUUGUGGAAGGGCUGGAGAAGUGCUCAGCCCUCUGGGGCCCCAGAGAGCUUGCAGACAUCGAUCCCACCAGCACUGAGGUGGAGCAGGCUCCUUGGAGCUCCCUCCUGGGGUUGGGAGGUGCACCAAGGGGAAGAUUGGGCCAACCAGUGGCCAUUGAGUGCCCAGUGCAGGAGAAGGGAGGAAGGAGACCCUGGGGAGGGGAUCCAGCCCCAGGAAGCCUGGGCCAUACCUGGGCAUUCUUGGUUCUUUUGAAAUCAUGUGACUUUGGAAGCAAAUGGCACAAUAAACAUGCCACUCACCCAGCUCUAGCUCUUAAAAAAAAUUAAAUUUUAUUUCAGACAAA
Phascolarctos cinereus (koala) is the source of this 2091-nucleotide messenger RNA. RefSeq names its product acyl-CoA dehydrogenase short chain (gene ACADS). Lineage: Eukaryota; Metazoa; Chordata; Mammalia; Diprotodontia; Phascolarctidae. Gene Ontology annotation, biological process: fatty acid beta-oxidation using acyl-CoA dehydrogenase; butyrate catabolic process. Gene Ontology annotation, molecular function: short-chain fatty acyl-CoA dehydrogenase activity; flavin adenine dinucleotide binding. The record is from RefSeq and is a predicted model, not a curated record. Gene Ontology annotation, cellular component: mitochondrion.